AGCAGGCGGGCUGUUCUCACCUCUAUUGUGUGUGGUUUGUGUAUCUGCAGAUGAAAUGGCCCCUUCUGGAUGUUCCAGGCACGGCAGCACUCAGAGACUCACGAUCACCUACUCCAGGACUCUUAUCUAAUAAGGUCCCGGUGGUCCAGCAUGCUCACAUGCACCCCCUGACCCCCCUCAUCACCUACAGCAGUGAACACUUUUCUCCAGGAACUCCUCCGGCCCACCUCUCGCCAGAAAUCCUGGACCCGAAGACAGGUAUUCCUCGGACCCCCCACCCCUCAGAGCUGUCCCCCUACUACCCCCUGUCCCCUGGGGCUGUGGGGCAGAUCCCUCACCCCUUAGGGUGGCUCAUCCCACAGCAGGGUCAACCCAUGUAUCCCAUCACUGCCGGGGGUUUCCGUCACCCUUACCCAGCUCUUGCCAUGAACGCUUCCAUGUCCAGUUUGGUGUCCAGUCGCUUUUCUCCUCAUAUCGUUCCUCAUCAUCCUCACGGCCUUCAUCAGACAGGUAUCCCUCACCCAGCCAUCGUCUCCCCGUCUAUUAAACGAGAGCCCAAUGGAGAAUUCAGCCCAGCGGCUAAUACAAAGUCUCCAGUCCCGACUAAGAAGGAGGAGGACAAGAAACCUCACAUUAAGAAGCCCCUAAACGCCUUCAUGCUCUAUAUGAAAGAGAUGAGGGCCAAAGUGGUGGCCGAGUGCACACUGAAAGAAAGUGCCGCCAUCAACCAGAUCCUCGGCCGCAGGUGGCAUUCUCUAUCACGAGAGGAACAGGCCAAGUACUACGAGCUGUCCAGGAAAGAGAGGCAGCUGCACUCUCAACUCUACCCUGGCUGGUCCGCACGAGAUAACUAUGGCAGGCGGAAGAAGAGGAAGAGAGAUAAUAAGACUGACUCAGCACCAGAGGAUUUCUCGGCACGGAAUAAGAAGCCGUGUGUGCAGUACCUCCCUCAGGAGAAGAUGAUUGACAGCCCGGCCUCCUCUCACGGCAGCAUGCUGGACUCUCCAGCCACGCCCUCUGCAGCCCUGGCCUCGCCCGCCGCUCCCGCCCCCACUCACUCUGAGCAAGCCCAGCCGCUGUCACUCACCACCAAACCCGACCGCCACCAUCACUUCCCUCUGCUCUCCAAACCCUCCUCCUCAUCAUCUUCAUCAUCCUCCUCCUCCUCGCUCUUUGUUGAAUGUAACCUAAUUAGGAACGGCAAUAUAGUACGUGAUUGA
Messenger RNA from Sinocyclocheilus grahami, 1220 nucleotides. Its product is annotated as transcription factor 7-like 1-B. Gene Ontology annotation, biological process: regulation of transcription by RNA polymerase II; canonical Wnt signaling pathway; generation of neurons. Gene Ontology annotation, cellular component: chromatin; beta-catenin-TCF complex. Lineage: Eukaryota; Metazoa; Chordata; Actinopteri; Cypriniformes; Cyprinidae. Gene Ontology annotation, molecular function: DNA-binding transcription factor activity, RNA polymerase II-specific; RNA polymerase II cis-regulatory region sequence-specific DNA binding. Bases 51 to 1220 code for a protein of 389 amino acids. The transcript has 12 exons. The record is from RefSeq and is a predicted model, not a curated record.